Molecule: messenger RNA, 1680 nt
Organism: Monosiga brevicollis MX1
Lineage: Eukaryota; Choanoflagellata; Craspedida; Salpingoecidae
Exons: 10
Coding region: 1-1209 (402 amino acids)
Biological process (GO): nuclear-transcribed mRNA catabolic process, nonsense-mediated decay; positive regulation of translation
Cellular component (GO): nucleolus; cytoplasm
Molecular function (GO): mRNA binding
Source: RefSeq, a predicted model, not a curated record
AUGGCAGACAAGAAGAAGCGAACCACCAAAGCUAGCAAGGCUCCAAAGGAAAAUCUUAGGCUCGUCAUCCGACGCCUGCCACCCAAGCUCCCGGAAGAAAUCAUGAUGCGACUGCUUGCUCCUUACCAGCAAUUCUUUUCCAAUUUCUACUUUGUUGUCGGAGACCCCACUCUGGAAAAGAAUUGCUUUGCACGCGCUUACGUCAAGUUCAACAACCGUGACGCCAUGCUCCACUUUGCCCGAGGCUUUGACGGCCAUCUGUUCAAAGGCCAGGAUGGGUCGGAACACCGUGCACGGGUGGAAUGUGCUCCAUUUGCCGACGUGCCACCAAAGAAAGCACCCGACCCCCUUCAGGGCACAAUUGAGGAUGAUCCGGACUACAAGCGCUUUCUAGAGGAACGUGACGCCAAGCCCGAAGCCUUGCCGAGCGCUGAAGAAUGGCUCAAGGAGCAUGAAGCCCAACUUGCUGAAUUGGCAGACCCUGCCGAUGCCACCCCGCUGCAGGCAUUUGUGGGCUUAAAAUUAGAAGAAAAGGCCAAGGCUAAACGCGCUGAACGGCGCUCAAAGGCCAAGGCCAAGGACAAGGUGAAGGCCAGCAAGGCCAGUGCCAACACGCACCACGAUAAAGAGACCAAAAAGAAGAUGUGGACCACCACCGACAAGGCCCAGGUCUCAUUCGCAGAGCGCGUCAGCGCAUCGAAAAAGGCCGCUGCGGAGCAGGCCAAAACAAAAGCAAAAGGCAACAGCUCUCACUCUGGCAGCGGCUCAAAAAAGAGCAACGUGUCGCUACCCCCGCCAACCCCCACGCCGACCAAGAUCCUGACAAAACCUAGCAGCGCUCGCAAUGCCUCAGCCUCGGAUAAAAGCAAAAGCAAGCAAGAAGGGCCUUCGGCGCCCGCGUCCAACACGCCUGGCCAGCUCGUUUUACCGGCUCCGACAGCACAAGCUCCCACCCAGUCAAGCCGACCUGCUGCAGGAGCGGGAGCCAACAACAAGCGCGACGAAGCAUCAACAGACAAAUCAAGAGGUCGCCGGCAAAAGCGACCAGAUCGCGCCACUUACAAGCCACCUUCUGAACGACACGCUGCGAGGCUAGCGGCUGAAGGUGCGGGUGACGCUGCCCCCAAAGCGCCAGGUGGUCGCGGCAGCGGCAGUGGUGGCCGAGGCGGUGGCCGUCGUGGUGGACGAAGCCGGGGGAGCGCUGCUUGAGCUGGAAGGGCAUUCAACCCUCCGCUCUGACUGUCAUGCGGGUUGUGCCUAUGUGGAAGGGUAUCCUAUGGCAAGCUCAUGGCGCAGCGACCUUCCUAUGCCUUUGAUGCCUUUGAAGUGGGUUUGACAAGCGCUGGAGCAUGCAUUCUAUAGCUUGAAACGUUGCCCCCACGCUGGCUGGUCCUGCAGGGCGCACACAUUUGCAUCCUGGCUCGCCAUGCAAGCCACUCCAUGCAAUCAUCGCAUCUUGUUGGCUCACCACCCCCGUGCUGAACAACGCCUGCGUUGCACACACCAGAUGCCGUGCACCUGCCUCAUGUUGACUGGUUGUACCAAGACAAUCAGGUUAGGAUACAGAUGUGAGGUCCAUGGUGUUUCGUGACCAUGAUGCGUUUGGUGCUCCCAUAUUUUUUGGGGGGGUGGGGGGCCAUGCCAAGCCAUGGCGCUUUGAUAGUUGACGCAUACAAUGCC